UGAAUGACUAAGUACCACAAUACUACUUUAUAUAUAGUACUCUGGUGGCUUAUACUGUGUUACGCAAGCAGCAUUACCACAAACACACACACACACACGGUCUGUGACUGCAGCCUGUGUGUGUGUAGAUCUCUGUAACAGCCGAGGAGAAGGAGAGUCUGGAGCAGGAACAGGAAUAUCCUCCUCCUGAGUCAGUGCCACGACGCUGACACACACACACACACACACACACUCAGCAGCUCCCCCGCGGCUGCGCUGCCUCUGCUCCAUAAUCAGCAUCCUAUGCUAUUCAGCUCAAGAUGGCGGUGCAGGCAGCGGAGAACGACAGCAUAAAUGUGGAGGACGACCAUCUGAACGACUCUCUGGGGAACCCGGGCCUCAUCUCUCCUGAUAAGGAGGAUUUAUCUCGUCUACUGACGGUGCCGUUCAGCGGACGUAUCCGUGGAGGAAUGCGACCAGGGAAGAAGAUCAUAGUGAUGGGAAUCAUCGACCUGGAACCAGAGAGCUUCGACAUCAGUCUGACCUGCGGCCGUGACUCGGAGAAGGAGGAGAAGCAGCAGCGCGACGUGGCCCUGAAACUCACAGCCCGCUUCGGAGACCGACAGUUCCUGCGCAUGGCCUGUGUUUCUGGGAAAUGGACGGAGGAGGAGGCAUCCACCGUCUACUUCCCCUUCAUCCCCGAUCAGCCCUUCAGGGUGAGGCGUCCAUGUUUCUGUCCUUCAGGUGGUUGUUGGUGCCACGCCCGUCUGAGGGAUUUCAUAUCUUACAAUUUACGUCUUUUCUUUGUAGUGUUGUUAUUUACGCAGCUAAAAUCAUUAUAUAUUCUAAUGCAAACUGGAAACGUUAUGACCCAAGUCAAUAUUUAUUUUUAUUUGUUGCUACUUUGUUUUUGCUAAUAUAUUAGUUUACCA
This is a messenger RNA of Cynoglossus semilaevis (tongue sole), 911 nucleotides long. RefSeq names its product galectin-related protein-like. The record is from RefSeq and is a predicted model, not a curated record. Gene Ontology annotation, molecular function: carbohydrate binding. Bases 300 to 896 code for a protein of 198 amino acids. The transcript has 4 exons. NCBI's taxonomy places the organism in Eukaryota, Metazoa, Chordata, Actinopteri, Pleuronectiformes, Cynoglossidae.